AAACCAAACAGCGAAGUUCUUCAGUAGGAAAUCAAUUCUACCAACCGUUCAGUUUCUGGGUGGAACCUAAAAUGUGUGCACCACUCUCUUAUCAUAGCCGCAGCCGAAACUACCCGGUAAUAAGAAAUUGCACACAGUCAGCCGCAUCGGUUGCAAUUUUCCAGAGUAGGGACCCGCGAGGGAUCCAACACGUGCGCCUAGCUUAGUCAGCACGACCAUUCAGCAACUUAGUCCAUCGAGAACCGCGGUCGACUUGAGACCAAAGCCACAAUCGGCAUACUGUGAGGCCCUCUCAGUGCAGUUUUAUAGUUUUGUUUUGUUGUUGUGCAUUGAGCGUGUGCGAGUGUGUGUGUUUUUCCUGGUGCAUCCAGCCGCGGUGAUCAUCUAGUGGAGAAAUAGGAAGAUGCAAAGCAUACGCGACAUUGGCACAACGCCGUACGAGCCUGCCCCUCGAGGGGAAUCGCUACGGAAACUACGCAAUGGAAACUCCACCGGACGGAACAGCGGGCUGGAUUCGUUGAAGUUUGCCUUCUCGAUUGUGCUCGAUUGUUUGACGUUUGUGGUGAUGGUGAUUCCCAUUCUGGUUCGGUAUGCGGUUGGCAUAUUCGUGCCACAGCAGAGGAAGAAAAUCAACGGACAGCUGGCUCUGGUGACUGGUGGUGCGAACGGACUCGGACGGGAGAUUUGUCUGCAGCUGGCACAGCAAGGCUGUCACGUUGCGGUCAACGAUUUGGAUGCCACCAAUGGGGAGAAGACGGCCGACGACCUGCGGAAACUGGGUGUGAAGUCCAAGUUUUUCAAGGCCGACAUUUCCAGCUUUGAUGCGGUGCAAGGACUGCGGAAGGAAAUCGAAAGCAGCUUGGGACAUGUCGAUAUCCUGGUCAACAACGCCGGGGUGCUUCCGUUGAUGUCGAUCCGGGAAGGCAAACCGGAAGAUAUCCAGAAGGUGUUGGAAAUCAACCUGCUGUCGCACUUUUGGACAAUUCGAACUUUUAUUGAUGGGAUGAUCAAGCGCCGAAGAGGUCAUAUCGUAGCUGUUGCUUCUGUGGCUUCCUACCUACCGCAAGGUCGAAUGGUCAGCUACGUUGCCUCCAAAUACGGCGUCCGUGGAUUGAUGGAAGCAUUCAGCGAUGAACUGUACUUCGAGGGUUUGUCGGAACAGAUAUUCACCACAAUUGCUUUCCCCUUCUUCAUGCCUACUCGGAAGGAUCUUAUUGACAUGCUGUGUAAAUUAAAAAUCAUCGGAAGAGUGCCAAUGUUCCCGCCGGAAAGCAUGGCUAGUUCCAUCGUCAGUGGAAUCCAGAAGAACGCCAAGCGUGUAUUUCAGCCGAAAAUUUUAGCUCCGGGACUGACGCAGUAUGAAUACCUUCCAAACGAUAUAAAAAGACUAGGUCGUAAGCUUGUUUUCAGAUCGGAUAUACCACGGCUGAUGCCACUGCCUGAAUAUGCUGAUUGAUGAAUGAUAUCAGUUUUCUAUUUUAAGUUUAAACUUCCACCGGAAUAGGCUUUUAAUCAAUGCUGCUAGAAUUUAAGUUUAUAAUGGGAAUGGAACAAACGCUACUCUUACUAUGUAAUCGGCUUCCAGUAUCGCCUGUAACUCUGCAAUACGGAAUAAAGCUACCUGUUGGCGCAAACGGUUGCCGUACCUGUAAAAGACAAAAAGAAGAAUCAUUUUAGUACUCGAGGCAAACGGUAGGUAGAUUGAAAGCAGUUUUCAGUGAUGCUUGGCACAAAGUAAUUUCGAAUUAAUUAUGAUUUUCCUAG
Messenger RNA from Ochlerotatus camptorhynchus, 1764 nucleotides. Its product is annotated as 17-beta-hydroxysteroid dehydrogenase 13-like. The record is from RefSeq and is a predicted model, not a curated record. The coding region runs from base 404 to 1456 and encodes 350 amino acids. Lineage: Eukaryota; Metazoa; Arthropoda; Insecta; Diptera; Culicidae. Gene Ontology annotation, molecular function: oxidoreductase activity, acting on the CH-OH group of donors, NAD or NADP as acceptor. The transcript is spliced from 6 exons.